GUUUUUCACAAUCUUGAACUCAAACAUUUCCUCCAAAGCUUAAAGCCUGAGUAAAUGUGUAAUGGUUUCACUCUGUAAGAAGAUCAUUACACCCAUAGCCAGAGCUUCAAUCACCAUCUCUACUAAGCCCACCAUCUUCACCGGCCACGAAGUCCCAUUUGUCCCGUUUUCUCAGCUGCAAAAAAUCAAACAGUUGGAGUCCCAAAUCAUUUCCACCCUCCAUGAUUGCACGAACCUCUCCCAAAUCAAGCAAACCCACGCUUAUAUAAUCCGGAGAUGCCUCCACCAAUCAUCGUAUGUUAUAGCGAAGCUCGUGCGAAUGCUGUCGAAAACAAGCGUUUCUAUGCUGCCUUACGGAGUUUCAAUCUUUUCCCAGGUGAGACACCCUAACGCUUUCCUCUACACAGCUUUGAUUAGGGGGUAUACGAUUGAUGGGAUGCUUGAAGAAUCGGUGUUUGUUUAUAAUUCGAUGAGGAGAGAUGGUCUUACACCUGUGUCUUUCACUUUCACCGCGUUGUUGAGUGCCUCCGCGAGUGAAAAGAAGGUCGAUUUGGGCCGGCAGCUCCACUGUGAGUGUGUGAAAUUGGGUGGGUUCGAAGUGGAUUAUUUUGUGGACAACGUUUUGAUCAACUUGUAUUUGAAAUGUGGGUGGUUGAGUAGCGGGAGGAAGGUGUUCGACGAAUCGCCUGAGAGAGAUUUGAUCUCUUGGACCUCGCUCAUCGAUGCCUAUGCAAAGGCUGGGCGUAUGGAUUCCGCAAGCGAGAUGUUUGAUCGGGCGCCUGCAAAGGAUAUGGUGUUGUGGACUGCCAUGGUGACUGGUUUCGUACAGAACGCUAAACCGAGGGAAGCAUUGGAGUAUUUCGAAAAAAUGCAAAUUUCAGGUGUGCAGACCGACGAGAUCACAUUAGUAGGUGUAAUAAACGCAUGUGCACAAUUAGGAGCAGCUAAGUAUGCGAAUUGGGUUCGUGACAUAGCCGAGAAAUCGAGCUUUUCCAUUGCCAAAGAUUCGCAUUUAGGUUCGGCGAUGAUUGAUAUGUACUCAAAGUGUGGGUGCUUGGAAGAAGCGUACGAAAUAUUCAAGAACAUGCAUAAAAAAGACGUUUAUUCCUAUAGUUCGAUGAUCAUAGGUCUUGCAUACCAUGGUCGUGCAAAUUCCGCUAUUGAAUUAUUCGAGGAGAUGACCAAAACCGAUGUGGGGCCCAAUGCAGUGACUUUUCUUGGGGUUCUAACUGCAUGCAGCCAUGCAGGAUUGGUCGAGGAAGGUAAAAAAUUCUUCGAAAUAAUGGAGUCUACUUAUGGGGUUACUCCAUGUGCGGAUCACUAUAAUUGCAUGGUGGAUCUUUUCGGUCGAACUGGACGGUUAGAUGAAGCGCUCGAUGUUAUUACAAGCAUGCCUAUGGAGCCCACUGCAGGUAUAUGGGGAGCUCUUCUUGGAUCUUGUCGUACAUUUGCGAAUCCAGAUAUUGCUGAAAUUGCAGCGAGACAUUUGUUCGAGCUCGAGCCGGUUAAUAUCGGAAACUAUAUAUUACUUGCGGAUGUGUACGUGAAGGCGGAAAGAUGGGAAGAUUCAUUGAAGGUGAGGAAAUUGAUAAGUGAAAAGGGGUUGAGAAAAACCCCUGCUUUUAGUUGUGUCGAAGGCGAAAAAGGGGUGAUUCAUGAGUUUUACGCAGGUAAUAUGACUCACCCUAGGUCGACGGAGAUUAACGAGGUGUUGGAGAAUCUUAUCGAGAGAUUAAAAUUAAAUGGGUACGAGCCGGAUUUGAGCUCGGUGCUUUAUGAUGUGAAUGAGGAGGAGAAAAGACGAAUCUUGAUGAAGCAUAGCGAGAAGUUGGCUUUGGCGUAUGCGUUGCUUAUAGCAGAAGAUGGAUCCGCGAUUAGAAUCGUGAAGAAUCUUAGGAUAUGUGUGGAUUGCCACUUGUUCAUGUGUGGUGUGUCUGAAAUUAGUCGGAGGAAGAUCAUCGUGAGGGAUAAUAUGAGGUUCCAUCACUUUGAAGAUGGCGCGUGUUCGUGCCGUAACUUUUGGUGAUUUAUAGCCGGAAGCAGUUUUGAAGUAAGAUCGCUCGCCGAAACAAAGCUGCUUCUAGAAGCAUCAGGAGCAACAGGCGAAACCAAGAAAAACCUCGGUGGUGGCGUUAACCAAGAAACGGGCAUUGAGGGGCUGCACUCAGGUUUCCGAUAGAUAGCAAUAUUGCAAGAUUCAAAGGCUAAGAGAGAAAAGCAUGGUGAGAUGAACAAUACAAUUGAAUGUUUUGGCUGCAUCGCCCAUUUCUGGGAAUUUAAAUGAUUAAAUGUAUUUUAUUACAUAAUUUUUUCUUCUUUUGUGGCAGUACACAAACCCAAUGUAUAGUAUAUUGCAUGCAGCAUACAUACAUAUAAAUAUAUAUACAAGAUGAACUCCAUUUUAUGUAUAAAAAAGAGUAGAAUUAUAUAAACUGUGAAAUGUGAAAACGAAACCCCAAACAUGAACAACAACAAACAGACAAAAUAGAGACACAACACACUGAAACACACACACACAUACAUAAUGCCACCUCGGAUCAUAAACUGAAGGAGGAACAUGGCUUAUUACAGGAAGUAAAA
Molecule: messenger RNA, 2580 nt
Organism: Erythranthe guttata (spotted monkey flower)
Lineage: Eukaryota; Viridiplantae; Streptophyta; Magnoliopsida; Lamiales; Phrymaceae
Source: RefSeq, a predicted model, not a curated record